Amphiprion ocellaris (clown anemonefish) is the source of this 3658-nucleotide messenger RNA. It is a transcript of the gene stc2a, whose product is annotated as stanniocalcin 2a. Gene Ontology annotation, molecular function: hormone activity. Gene Ontology annotation, biological process: intracellular calcium ion homeostasis. The record is from RefSeq and is a predicted model, not a curated record. Bases 201 to 1058 code for a protein of 285 amino acids. Gene Ontology annotation, cellular component: extracellular region. The transcript is spliced from 4 exons. NCBI's taxonomy places the organism in Eukaryota, Metazoa, Chordata, Actinopteri, Pomacentridae.
UAACUCCUUCAUCCAAAUUGACACCCGGGGCUCUGAGAAAUAUAGACAGCAUCCCUUCCAGCUCAUGCGUUCAGUCCCACAGCUGCCCCGUAAGAUACCGAGCCGCAGCUGCGCCGAUCACUGAUCCAAGGUGAACCUUCACGCACACACACUGCCGGAUCUUUGCUGGGAAUAGAGAAGCGCGCUGUUGGGGAGACGCAAUGUUGGUCAAACUGGCCGUGGCGCUGCUGGUUUUGUCAGUGCUGGAGCAAGUAGUGGUGUCGGAUAAUAUUGAUAUUCACGACAGUCCCCCGGAGAAGCCUGCGAGCCAGAAAGGACGCCUCUCCCUGCAGAACACAGCUGAGAUCCAGCACUGCCUGGUGAGUGCAGGGGAUGUCGGCUGUGGUGUGUUUGAGUGCUUUGAGAACAACUCCUGCGAGAUACGAGGGCUACAGGAAAUCUGCAUGACGUUCCUGCACAACGCUGGCAAAUUUGACUCUCAGGGGAAGUCCUUCAUCAAGGAUGCUUUGAAAUGUAUGGCGCACGGUUUACGGCACAAGUUCAGCUGCAUCAGCAGAAAGUGUGUGUCCAUUAAGGAGAUGGUGUUCCAGCUCCAGAGAGAAUGCUACAUCAAACACAACCUGUGCUCUGCUGCUAAAGAGAACGUAGCUGUCAUGGUGGAGAUGAUCCACUUCCAAGACCUGUUCCCUAAAGGUCCAUACGUGGAGCUGGUGAAUAUCCUCCUGAGCUGUGGAGAGGAGGUGAAGGAGGCCCUGACCAGGAGCGUCCGGCUGCAGUGCGAGCAGAACUGGGGGGCUCUGUGCGACAGCCUGAGCCUCUGCUCUUCGCUCGCCCCGUCUCCCGCCAGCUCCGCUGUCGAACACCACCGCCACACCUUGCCUUCCCAUCCUGAGCCGGAACACCCUCGCCCUCCACGGCAAGGCGACAAAGACAAAGCUGGUAAGCUGGGCUUCAACGGCCACCAACGCAACCGCAGUCAGGGACCCCGGCGCCACGGUCCAGAAGUCGGAGUGGUGGCCGAGCAGGAAGACCCUAAGGCCACCGACAUCCGGAGGUGAAAGCUCAGGAGAUGCUACUGACCUUUGACCCCUUACACCAUUUAAAAGCCACAUUUGCAGACUUAUGCACACCUCUACACGAUAACACAUCCUCACACACAGACACACAUUUGUCCACACAAAUUCUCAGACAGACCGAACAGAGGGAAACAAGCCCCGACCUUUCCUGUCCUUAUUCCACCCUCUCCAGUCAUUCCAGCAGCCCCACAUGGUAAACUUGCAGGGUAAUUGUGGUGUAGCUUGUACUGUUAUGCCAGACUGUAGGCCACAAUUUUUAUUUUUUAAAUUGAAUAACAAUUGUUAUUAUCAUGAUUAUUUCAACUGUUAGGACAAUUUUGGCUCUAAUAUAGCAUUUCUCAAAUCAUACUUACUGUAAGAUUUGAUUAUAUUUGUAUUAUUUAUUUUAUUCUUUAUGCAAUGUUGAAAUAUCAAAGUGUACAUAGAAAUAUACUUAUCUAUAUUUAUAUAAACAUGUAUAAAUAUAGUUACAAUAUGCAAUACUGGUAUACUAUAGAUGACAUAGUAUAUGGUGUGCCGUUUGUUGUUCUCUUCACAGUAUUGCACCCAUCAUACAUUGGUCUGUAGAUAUGUAACAUACGCCAUUUGCUGUUUCAAAGUGGGAAUAUGUAUUAUAACUAUAGAUACUUGAUGAUUAAAUACAAAUUGUACAGGUUUUAAGUCCAGUUCUGGCACAUAUGAAUUUUAGUGCAUGAUGGCCAUAAAGCCAACAAACUUGUGCAUUCUUAAAGUGAAAAUCCACUCUAAAGAGGAUGCAAAUGUAAUACUAUGAAUAUGAACACACACUCGUAUGUAUUGAUAAGUCUCUUGCAAAGCUAGAAAAAGGAGAGCCAAGACUGAUCUUUGAUGUCAUCCAGCACUGCUGUCUGGGCGGCGGUGAAUGGAAACGAGCAUAGCAGACACAGUUAUACAGACUCCAUAUAUUUCAUACGUUUUAGUUAUACUCAGACAUGUGUCUUAUUUUAAUGCAAAAAAAAGUAUCACAUCACUCUCAAUGUUUAUAGAGCUUCAGAAACUGUGUCUCAGAGACAUUACAGACCAAUGUCGUGUGUAGCUUCAGGAGACAUUGCUCUUGUUCACAGAUAGCAACUGAAUUGUCAAAUGUAAUGCAUUCUCUUUGUUUUCCAUCUAGCCAUCAGUGAAGUGCAGCAAUCAGAGAGGAUGUUGAAUAUCAAAUGUAAAAAAUCACAAACAUCAAGGUGCCUAAACUUGUUAAAUGUUCACAGUGACCGCUUCUCUGUGAUUUAAGUGAAUGGAUGAUACUGUGUCACGGCGAGAUUUGAUGUUGACCUAUUUUGCGAUGGUGUUGAGCCACAAAAGUCUUAGAUUUUGCACUUUGGAUGAUUGUCAGUUUGUGUUCGACUGCUGCAUCUUGAGAAAUAAGACCACAUUAGCAAAGUAGUCACCCUUAAACUAGAGGCAACUUCAUAUUUCACAACUUGGUUUUCCUUAUCAAAGGCAAGUCCUGCAUCCCCACAUGCUCCUUUGGACCAGAUUGAGCCCCUUCUUUAGGGGAGCCAUGCUACUUUUUCUCCCUCUCUGUCCCAGGAGGCAGGAAAGAGGCUUGACAGAAACCCUCCAGAUCUCUGGCCCCUCUAAAUUAGCCCUUAUUCCUCUCUGGUCCCUUCCCUAGGCCAGACAUGAAGCCUGUUAUUCUACCCGUUGGAGCCGCAGGCAACACAGCGAGGACCCAGGAACUGGGUUAAGUCCACACACGGGGGCUCUGGCGCUGUUAUUCUAAAUGUUAUAUUUACCGAGGCCACUAGAGAAUUCCUCUGGGCCGCAGCCAAGAGCCAGCAACUAGCAGAGAGGAGUGGAGCAAGAAGAAGAGAGACGUGCUCAACGUCUUCUUUUAUUUUUUUUGAAUGUGAUGAUUCACUCUGUCUUUACUUCUCUGUUCUCUUCUUCUUCUCUUCCUCCUUCAGUUCACAGACAGGCUUUUGACCAUUUCAGGCCAGUCACAUGCUUCAGUUGUGGAAGUGCAGUUUAUGAGCACCACAAGCUGAGGAGUGCUCGGUGCAAAAUGAAUAUGAAACAUGCUCAGAUUUUGUGGCUCAAUUAAGGGUUUUCACGUUAUUAUGUUUUUUUCUGGUAUACUUACAGUAAGGUACAGUUGUUCCUCCCAGUCAUUUAGAGACUAUUGUAAGUGAGACUUUCAGGCUUUUAUUUUAUUUUUUAUUCUGUUGUGGAAGUUGGGAUUCCUGUGACAUCCCAGCACAAGACAUAAGCUAAUCCUAUUGAGAAUGUACUGUAUGUGUGUAAAGUGACAAUCUGUUAAGCUCUCUGUCAUUAGGUUUGAUAUGGCUUUUUGUAAUAAUGUAGUUGCUUGAAUGGCUUUUCUGUAUGUGUUCACAGGAAAAUAAAACUAACCGUGUUUCCUGUAUUGUUAGAGCUCCAUCACCACAUUACUUGUUUUCUUCUGUUAAGCACAAGGACUCCACUGCUUCAAAAAUACAGAACAUCGUCUAGAAGUUUGUAACUCACUUGUAAGACAUCAGGCAUAUUGACUCCAUCAGUAUCUUUGGACUCCUGAAGUCAGAUGUAUCUUGUUAUCAUUAAAGUAUUUUUGUCUCUAUUUUGUA